GUGAGUCGAGAGCGAGUGUGUGUCAGUCGCUCGGGCUGGUUGGCUGAAGGGACCCGGCGGGCGCUGCCUUGGGGGCGGGAACCCAGCGGAGCCGCCCGGAGAAGAAACCCGAGGCAGAGAGGGCGCUAGGCGGCAGACGGCCAGGGUGGGACAGGCACCCAUGAGCCGCCUCAGAGGCCGGAGGGAGCGGUGAGGAGAGGAGUUCGGGCGGGCAGGCAGGCAGGCAGGGACACAGCCGGAGCCGUCCGCCGGCCCGCCUGCUCGCUCGCCCGGCUGGCCCAGCACCGCGGCGGCGCACAGCUGCAGGAAGCGUCAUGGACUGGCUCAUGGGGAAAUCUAAGGGGAAACCAAAUGGUAAAAAACCGGCACCAGAAGAAAAGAAACUUUAUCUAGAGCCAGAAUACACGAAGUCCAGAAUUACUGACUUUGAAUUUAAAGAAUUAGUUAUGUUACCACGUGAAAUAGACCUUAAUGAGUGGCUAGCCAGCAACACAACAACCUUUUUUCACCACAUCAAUUUACAGUAUAGUACAAUCUCUGAAUUUUGUACAGGAGAGUCAUGUCAGACCAUGGCAGUGUGCAAUACACAAUACUACUGGUAUGAUGAGCGGGGAAAGAAGAUAAAGUGCACCGCCCCUCAAUAUGUUGAUUUUGUCAUGAGUUCAGUGCAGAAGCUAGUGACAGAUGAAGAUGUCUUUCCUACAAAAUACGGUAAAGAAUUCCCCAACUCCUUUGAGUCCCUAGUGAAGAAGAUCUGCAAAUAUCUGUUCCAUGUGCUAGCCCACAUCUAUUCCUCACACUUCAAGGAAACUUUGGCACUGGAGCUACAUGGACACUUGAACACACUCUACACACACUUCAUCCUAUUCAUCAGGGAGUUCAACCUGGUGGACCCUAAAGAAACCACCAUCAUGGAUGAUCUCACAGAGGUCCUCUGUACCAGCAGUGGAAGCAGCAGCAAUGGGAGCGGCAAUGGCAGUAGUGGCAGCAGUAGUGGCAACAGCGCAGCAGCACAGAACCAUGUGAAGGAGAGAUGAGUCUUCCCAUCAAGAACAAAACUAAUGCUUUUUAUAUUCUCUGUGUGUAUGUGUAUGUAUAUGUGCAUAUGUAUAUAUAUACAGACAUACACAGCCAUGACAGUUUAAGCAAUUAUGCUGCCACCACAGGACAUAUAGACAUGGGACUGUAUGGAGCUUUUGUUAAAUGCAUCAUCCUUGGCGAGAAGUUGCACCAGUUCUGUUUUAUUGUUUCCUGCUCCCCAUUUUCUUUCUCUUCCCUAACAGAUGGAUGAUGAGUGCUGUUUUUAGAGAAGAACCACAUUUUUGAGUUGGGCCACUGCUUUGGUUUUUUUCUGCCCGCUCUCUUCCCCUAUCCUUCUGUUUUGUUUGGUCUUGCGUGCGAGCCCCUUUACUUUCUGUCUAUCCUUCUCUCUGUCUCUCUCUCUAGGUUGGUGGUACUGCUGUUUUUAAGAAGUUAUAAGAAGUGACUUUUACUUAUAAAGUGGCUUGAGCUGCAGAUGUUUUGUUCGGGGGGGGGCUUGGGAUUUGUCUUUUGUUUUUACUUAAAUUGAUCCUCUUUCCCUCCUCUCCCCAGAAUUUUUACAUCUAGCCCUUUAGCGGUUUAUAAUGGGACAAAGAGUGUGUGGCUUAACUACAGUAGCAAUAAGGCUUCCAGCGCACUUAAUGGAUGUGGUUCUCAGUCUACCUGGUCCCAAUAUGUGAACCUUGAAAGAGCAUCCAGAAAUCUAUGUUGCUUAUUGCCUCUAGUUUCUCUGUCUGACCUCCUGGCUCCUCCUUUCUUAGACACAAAUUCAGGAAAAAAACAAAAUGUGUGAGGAUUGGAGUCCAAAAUCAGUGAUAAAAGUGGCAACCAUUUAUUUCGUAUUGAGUAGGAAGGGCUGGAGAUGGAUGGAAAGGGGCAGGCAGUCCAUCACCACCUGUGCUAGAGAGAUGGCUGUUGGCAUAUAAUCAUAUUGUUGCUUCUUUUAGUUCAUCUGUCCAAUAAUAAAAAAAUUCUAUCAGGCAUAA
Molecule: messenger RNA, 2027 nt
Organism: Eublepharis macularius
Lineage: Eukaryota; Metazoa; Chordata; Lepidosauria; Squamata; Eublepharidae
Gene: MOB2
Product: MOB kinase activator 2
Exons: 5
Coding region: 315-1037 (240 amino acids)
Biological process (GO): signal transduction; positive regulation of protein phosphorylation
Cellular component (GO): cytoplasm; nucleus
Molecular function (GO): protein kinase activator activity
Source: RefSeq, a predicted model, not a curated record